Aspergillus clavatus NRRL 1 is the source of this 1242-nucleotide messenger RNA. Its product is annotated as F-box domain protein. Lineage: Eukaryota; Fungi; Ascomycota; Eurotiomycetes; Eurotiales; Aspergillaceae. The coding region runs from base 1 to 1242 and encodes 413 amino acids. The transcript has a single exon. The record is from RefSeq and is a predicted model, not a curated record. Gene Ontology annotation, molecular function: protein binding.
AUGAAAUCCCUCGCCGGCUUGAUCAGCUGGAUUCCCUCGCCCUGGGCCCACAAGACAUCAAAUGCCAAUCCACCCGCCCAACAGGUCGGCUCCUUGGAGGACCUCCCACUGGAGAUCCUCUACCUGAUAGCCGAGUCCCUCGACCCAGCCGCCAAAGCCUGCCUCUCACUCUGCAACCACCGUCUCCACGGCCUCUUCGGGCAGAAACACCCGUUCCGCAUCCGCACCGAGGCCUGGCACACCCUCCACACCAGCCUCGCCCGCGGCCACCCGUCGCUCAUCUACUGCCGGCUCUGCGCCCACGUCCACCGGCGCGAGGACAUCAGCCCGCCCGGCCCGGCCUGGCAAACCACGGCCUCGUUCCCGCGCCACGGCACCGAGCCGGCCAUGCGCGGUCUGCAGUGGUGUCUCGCGGUCCACCAGACCGAGUCCCUCUACCAGUUCAACUACAUGCACGUCCAGCUCGCCAUGAAGCGGCACGCCUGCGGACCCGAGCACGGGAUCGCGACGGCCGACCUCGCCCACGUCGAGGUGCUGACCGUCCCGUCGCGCCGGCUGACCAGUCUCCUGUCGGUGGAGGCGGAGGUGUGUGCUGCGCCCCGCGGGCAGGCGAGUCUGUGUCUCCGGCUGCAGAACUGGGCGCUCCUGCGCGAGCCCCAUGUGCAUCGGUUGCCGUUCAUGAGGAUCUGUGCGCAUCGUAAUGUGCAUGUGCCGCAUGUGUCGGCGGUCAUUCAGAAGGGGCUCGAGGAGUAUCGGUGGCGGGCGUUUGAGGCCAGGGAGAGCGGGACGCGGACGGGGACGGGGACGGAGACGCCGAGCGAGCCUCCGCAGACGUUCCAUUGUCCCUCGUGCGACACCACGUAUCAAGUCGAGGUGCGGACGUGUGGUGAUGACGGCGUGGCGGUCGUGGUGACCAAGUGGCUGGAUCUGGGGGCCGGGCUGGAUCCCCAGGAUCACGACUGGACGCGACAUAUCUUCGGUGACAGGCUUGACCGGAGAGCGGCCAUGCAUGCCCUGCCAGAGGAGAGUGUCCGCACGCGGUUUGAGCGCAGCAGUGCCGUUUCGCGGGAGGACCUGACCAGGCGCAACAGCGGUCUGCUGGAGGGAAGGGCGUAUACGCGGAAGAUGGACCACUGGUUUGACCAUGUGUGGGUGCUGCAGGGGAAUAAACGGCUGCCGAUCUACUGCUACCUGCCACCGAAGAAGAACGUUCUUGCGUCGCAGGUGCGACAUCGGAGUUGA